UCUGGUCACCUAGUCUUCUCCUGUGGAUCAAAAUUGUUGUUGAUCUUAGCAGCAAGUCAAGAAGACCUGAUUACUAUUUCCGUGCUCGUCCUUACAGAAGUUGAAGAAUGAAACAUGUAAACUGCUGCUGGUUCAGUCUUAUACUGAAACAGCAUCUGCAAUGUUGUGUUGGUUGGUUGGCUAGCUUCUGUGGUCACUGCAUCUCAUUUGGUUAUGGUAUUCAACAGAUGAGGGGUCUUGAAUUGAAGCCUUAUUAAUUCAACGGUGGGUAAGGACUUAAAGUAGCCUUAGAUGUGGUGAAAUGACUGAUGAACAUCUCAAUUCUCAACAUAUAUUUUGGAAUAUAACUCACUUAUUUUCCUAGUGGCAUUGCUUGUGCUGUGUGCAGUGCGGAUCCUCCGACGUUGAAAUGUGGCUAACGAAUCAAAAUACUGAGAUGGUGAAAUGUGGCUAACGAAUCAUCAAAAAAACCGGAUACCAAUGAACUCCUGCAUGUUACCAUCCUCUCUACUUGAUGCCAUGAACCCUUCCUCCACCCUUAGUUGACGAUGACGCUAAAUCUACUCUUUGUAAUGAUAUGAUGUGAGUUUUGAAGUUGGUUUUGUUUCAUAAUAUUAUGUGAUACUUUGAGGUUGUAUAUCUCAUAUCUUGUUACGGAAUUGCAAAUAUUUGUAAUGUUAUAAUUUUCUUAUGCAGUGAUAGAGCUGUUGUCUAAUGAUAUUAUUAACAUUUGUGAUGAAUUUCAUUCGAAAUCACAAUCAGAAUUGUUAUAGUGAAGAUGUUUGAUUUUGAAGCUGAAGAUGAGUGUUUUGUUUUAGAAUUCAUUAUUGUCGAAUUUGUGUUCUUCCAAUAAACUUAGAAUUCAUUAGAAAAGCUGGAACAUUAUUUUGAAUCAUCUUUAUGCUUAACAAUUUUCAAAGAAGUGAUACUGAUACCCAGGGACGGAGGCAUGUACAACCUUGUGUGGGCAUAGGCCUGCACUAAAUUUUAAGAAAUUUUUUUUAUGGUAAUAUGUAUGUAUGUAUGUGUUGAACACUUGACUAGUUAGACUCACAUAAAUUUAUCAUCCAAUAAGAAACUACUAUGAAAACUUAUAUUCCACUCUAACCAACCACUACACUCAAGUUGUACACACGUGACACUCUUUUUAAAUUAAAAAACAAUUAAAAGACUCUUAUUGAUUAAAACAAAAAAACACUUUAACAAACUUGCAAUACAAAACCCACACCACACACGCACAGAGAAAGGAAGGAAGGAAACAUACAAAACCUAGACUCAUUCACUCUUCAAAGCUUGUCUCCCUCCCAUGGCCAUGGAUGAUUCUUGUCUCUAAUCUUCUUCUCCCUUUAUUCUUCUCUCUCUUCAAGUUUUCCUCCAUUGUUGAUGUUUUAAGAGCCAUAAGCAAUGGAAAAAUAUUUCAAAAGAAAGUCAAGUUCAGAGCAAUCAUUAACUCCUAGUCCUCAAGCACGUGAUCCUCAAGCAUCUGAUCCUCAAGCACUUGAUGAUGGACGUAGAAGUAAAAAAUUGUGUCCUAUGAAAAAAAGGUUUUUGGAAUUUGAUUUGGAAAUGCUUCCUAGUGAUCCUGGCUUGAGACCUAGAAUUUCCGAUUACCAUCCAAGUGAUAGAGACGAGAUUAGAAGAUAUUAUUUCCUAAAGGGCCCUUGUCAACCAAAAGAGAUUAAUUUUCCACCAAGAAAAUUUGGAGAUGCCUCUCGCAAGUUUAUUCCGGAUUGGUAUACAAAAUUUGGCGGUUGGUUGGAAUAUAGUCAAAAGGAGGAUGCGGCAUAUUGCUUAUGUUGUUAUCUCAUGAGAUCACAUGUUGGAGAACAUAGAGGUAGUGGUGAGGCCUUUAUAACAGAAGGUUUUACAAAUUGGAAAAAAAGUGAUAGGUUCCAAGUUCAUGUCGGGGGUUUAAAUAACGCUCAUAAUCAAGCAUGGAGAAAUUGUCAAGCUCUAAUGAAACAAAAGCAACAUAUUGAAGGAGCUAUGUGUAAACAAUCCCGUCAAGUUAAAGUGGAAUAUCGAAUUCGCCUAACUGCCAUACUUGAUUGCAUUCGCUUUUUACUUAGCCAAGGUUUAGCUUUUCGUGGUAAUAAGGAGUCACCAUCAUCAACAAAUAAGGGGAAUUUUCUUCAACUUGUGGAUUUUCUUGUUAACCACAACGAAACUAUUCGUGAAGUUUGGAAGAAUACUCGUGGAAAUCUUAAGCUAACAUCUCCUCCAAUUCAAAAGGAUUUUGUUAGAGUUGCUGCUAGUGAAACCACUAAAGCAAUACUUGAUGAUCAAGGAGAUUCUUUAUUUGCUAUUAUGAUUGAUGAAUCUCGGGAUAUCUCAGUUAAGGAGCAAAUGGUUGUAGUUUUGCGUUAUGUUAAUAAAAAAGGGCAAGUUAUUGAGAGGUUUCUUGGUAUGGUUCAUGUUUCUGAUACUAGUGCUUCAUCAUUGAAAUUAGCUUUGGAGUCAUUAUUGGCAAAGCAUAAGUUGAGUUUGUCAAGGAUACGUGGACAAGGGUAUGAUGGAGAAAGCAACAUGCGAGGUGAAUAUAAUGGUCUCAAAAGCUUGAUAUUGAAAGAGAAUUGUUCUGCAUUCUAUAUUCAUUAUUUUGCUCAUCAACUCCAAUUUGCUCUUGUUGCAUUAGCAAAAAAGCAUUCUGAAAUUGCAUCAUUUUUUAAUCAAGUAGCUACUCUGUCUAAUGUUGUUGGAGCAUCAGCUAAGCAUCGAGAUAUUCUUCGUGAAAGUCAAAUUGAAAAGGUGGAUGAAGCAUUGAAAGAAGGCGAAAUAUCUAGUGGACGUGGCUUGAAUCAAGAAGCUACAAUUAAGAGGGCGGGGCAUACUCGAUGGAGCUCACAUUUGGUACGUUACUUAUCAUAGUUUCUUUAUUCUCUUCUAUGAUUGACGUGCUUGAUGUGAUUGAGGAAGAUGGAACAAGCUUAACGAUAAAAGGAGAUGCAAUGCUUUUGUUGAAAUAUAUGCAAUCUUUUGAAUUUGUUUUUAUCUUGCACUUGAUGAAAAAAGUCUUGUCAAUUACUCAUGAGUUAUCUCAAGCAU
Molecule: messenger RNA, 3045 nt
Organism: Trifolium pratense (red clover)
Lineage: Eukaryota; Viridiplantae; Streptophyta; Magnoliopsida; Fabales; Fabaceae
Product: zinc finger MYM-type protein 1-like
Exons: 3
Coding region: 1405-2868 (487 amino acids)
Source: RefSeq, a predicted model, not a curated record